ACUAUUGCCUCGGCUGUUGCUGUUUGCAUUUCCAAGGACAGAAUCCAGCUGAACAAUAUAUUCGGGCUGAAACACGUUUGUACAACAUCCUGCUAAUAACUAACCUAAGAAUGAAUCCUGAGUAUGAUUACCUAUUCAAGUUGCUGCUGAUUGGGGACUCUGGUGUUGGAAAGUCAUGUUUACUCCUACGGUUUGCGGAUGACACAUAUACAGAGAGCUACAUCAGCACUAUUGGGGUAGAUUUCAAAAUCAGAACUAUUGAAAUGGAGGGGAAGACUGUCAAACUGCAGAUUUGGGAUACAGCAGGACAAGAACGAUUUCGAACAAUUACAUCCAGCUAUUAUCGAGGAGCUCAUGGGAUUAUAAUUGUCUAUGAUGUCACCGAGCAAGAGUCAUUCAACAAUGUGAAGCAAUGGUUAGAAGAAAUUGAUCGAUACGCUUGUGAAAAUGUUUCCAAGUUACUGGUUGGCAACAAAAGUGACCUUUCAUCAAAAAAGGUGGUAGACUUUACCACAGCAAUGGAAUUUACUGAAUCACUCAAAAUCCCACUCCUGGAGACGAGUGCCAAGAAUGCAAACAAUGUGGAGAAGGCAUUUUUAACAAUGGCCUCUGAAAUCCAGAAGAGAAUCGGGGCGGACAGUGUUCAGAAUGAAACUGUUAAAAUAGGAUCCAAAAUAAACAGCGCCCCCCUAUGGCCUGGUGCAGAGAAGUCAGUUGCUGAGGAGGUCAGCUCUUGUUGUUAGUGAUGCAUAUAAUCCAUGUAAAUUCAAGGUAAUUAGACCCAAGUUUAUAUGUAAGGUAUAAUGUACAUCUAGCCGGUUGUUCUCACAGAUUAAAGCCUGACAGGCUUAUCAGCAGCUGUUGUAUAAAACUGAAGGGCUUUAUUAUUCAAAAACAACACUCUGCAUGUACAUUAUCCAACGAAUUUAGGCUACUUGCCACAAAAGUAAACAAUUAGACACAAAACAUCGAUCUGAGUUGCAAUAAUUUAUUUACUAUUUAACUACACACAAAACUUGCAGAAAGAAAAAAGCUGGAUGCAGCCUACACUAGCCUACUUGUAUUAUUAUGCAGUCACAAGAGAGUCAGCUGUGGUCUAAUGGUUGGAGAAGUCCAACUCUCAAACCAUUAGUUAGAAGGUUGUAGGUUUAGGCCCCUGCAACAGCAGGCAUUAUAGGUGGGGAUGAGUGAAUAACCAGCACUCUUUUCCAUCCUCAGGUGAGGUGGGGGAAAAAAAGAAUUGCCAAACUGUCAAGAACAACAAAGUGACAAAUAGGCAUAUAUAGACAUACAUGCAUACAUACAUAUACAGUCAAGCCUGAAAUGAUUCAUACCUCUGGUAAAUUCUAAAAUAAAAUUACUUAAAAAAAAAA
Molecule: messenger RNA, 1373 nt
Organism: Danio rerio (zebrafish)
Lineage: Eukaryota; Metazoa; Chordata; Actinopteri; Cypriniformes; Danionidae
Product: zgc:171927
Cellular component (GO): endomembrane system
Molecular function (GO): GTP binding; GTPase activity
Source: RefSeq, marked predicted